This is a messenger RNA of Sinocyclocheilus grahami, 1699 nucleotides long. RefSeq names its product phosphatidylserine decarboxylase proenzyme, mitochondrial-like. The record is from RefSeq and is a predicted model, not a curated record. Lineage: Eukaryota; Metazoa; Chordata; Actinopteri; Cypriniformes; Cyprinidae. Gene Ontology annotation, cellular component: mitochondrion. Gene Ontology annotation, biological process: phosphatidylethanolamine biosynthetic process. Gene Ontology annotation, molecular function: phosphatidylserine decarboxylase activity. Bases 10 to 1194 code for a protein of 394 amino acids. The transcript is spliced from 8 exons.
UCAAGCAUCAUGGCAGCACUCGCACGCAGAGAGUUUAUUAUCCACCUGUCGGGGACGGGAAAGAGCAGUUUCCUGCAGCACCGUGCUGUCGGUCUCGGAUGGAGUCAUCAGAGGUUAUUUUCAAAAGGUUUUCCUGGACUACAGGCCUAUAUACGACCCCUUCCUCUUCUUUUAGCUACAGGUGGGGGUUAUGUAGGAUAUGAUCAAUAUGGGCGAUACAAAGAUCGGCAGCUGGAGAAGCUUGGCAUUGAAGUGCCACCACGGAUUGCCAGUGAAAUUCAGGUUACAAUCUACAAGUCCAUACCCACAAGACUUCUCUCCAGAGCCUGGGGUCGCUUGAACCAGGUGGACCUGCCAACUUGGUUACGGAAACCUAUCUUCAGAUUGUAUAUAUGGACGUUUGGAGUCAACAUGAAAGAAGCGGCCAUAGAGGAUCUACAGCACUACAGAAACCUGGGCGAGUUUUUUAGGCGAAAACUCAAACCUCAGGUCCGGCCAGUGUGCGACUCUCACUGCGUGAUCAGUCCAGCUGAUGGCAAGAUCCUUCAUUUUGGCCGUGUGAAGAACUGUGAGGUCGAGCAGGUGAAGGGAGUGACCUACUCACUGGAGACGUUUCUCGGGCCGCGCAACUGGACCGAGAAUUUAUCUGCUAACAGAAAUGAGGAUGAUCCUGGCACGUACCAGGAUACCCUGGUCACUAAAGAGGGGAAUGAGUUGUUUCACUGUGUAGUUUAUCUGGCUCCAGGUGACUACCACUGCUUCCACUCGCCUACAGACUGGAGGGUGGCACACAGACGCCACUUCCCAGGUUCUCUGAUGUCAGUAAACCCAGGAGUUGCGCGUUGGAUCAAGGAACUUUUCUGCCAUAAUGAGCGGGUGGUCUUGAGUGGGGAGUGGACGCACGGUUUCUUUUCACUCACGGCUGUAGGAGCAACAAAUGUGGGAUCUAUACGCAUCUAUUUUGACAAGGAGCUCCGCACCAACAACCCUCGAUACAGCAAAGGAACUUACAAUGACUUCAGCUAUGUAACAAACAACAACCGGGAAGGCAUCAGCAUGAGAAAAGGAGAACACCUGGGCGAAUUCAAUUUGGGCUCUACUAUUGUACUUUUAUUCGAAGCUCCACGGGAUUUUACCUUUAAUUUGAAAGCAGGCCAGAAGAUCCGUUUUGGAGAACCUCUUGGGACAAUGUAACGCCUAGGAGAGGGAACAGAAUCUGAUGAUGGACACGCUAAUCUGUGUGCAGAUGCAUUCAGGGUCUCAAAAACUAAUACACUCACAUUUGCAGAGAUGUACUCUGUUUAAACUGAGAUACAUGUGUGUUCAUAUGUACUCAAUCAACCACCACUGUUGCAUUAUUGCCAUUGGGUUCUCACAGUCGUUUUGUUAGGGUACGUAGGGGUAUUUUUUUGUUUUUGUUGUAAAAUAAGCAAAGCUUAGACCAUCACGUAAAGUAUUUGUUUACCAUGAAAUGCCAUCCAGAUUUUUUGGCUCUAAAUUAUUUUUCUAUUUUGUUUUAGUAAAACGAUUGUUUUGUUUUUGUGUUUGCCCGUAUUGCCUUUGGCUUGAGUCAACCUGUGUGAAGGAUUUGAAGAGUUCAGGACUUCCACAGCUAACUCUGCAAGCAUUGGGAAUAUAUUGGCGCUUUUCCACUGCAUGGUACGGCACGGUUCGGUACGGUUCACUUUUGGGGGGUUUU